Molecule: messenger RNA, 1419 nt
Organism: Neoarius graeffei (lesser salmon catfish)
Lineage: Eukaryota; Metazoa; Chordata; Actinopteri; Siluriformes; Ariidae
Product: b(0,+)-type amino acid transporter 1-like
Exons: 6
Coding region: 1-1419 (472 amino acids)
Biological process (GO): amino acid transmembrane transport
Cellular component (GO): membrane
Molecular function (GO): L-amino acid transmembrane transporter activity
Source: RefSeq, a predicted model, not a curated record
AUGACAAGCAACAAGUACGAAGGGCUGAAACUGAAGCGGGAGGUAGGGUUAAUUAGUGCGGUAUCUCUGGUCGCAGGCACUAUGAUAGGAUCAGGGAUCUUUAUGUCCCCUCAGUUUGUGAUAUCCAAUGUUGGAAGCCCUGGAGCGAGCUUGAUCAUCUGGGCUGUGUGUGGCCUGGUGACUUUAUGUGCUGUGCUCAGUUAUGCAGAGCUUGGUACCAUCUUCCAAGAGUCUGGAGGAGAUUUCAUCUACAUCUUGAGGAUCUGUGGACCUUUACCUGCAUUCUUUGUAGCAUUCACGUAUGUAAUCGUGAUGAAGCCGUCAAGUAUUGUAGCUGUAGCCUUAAGUUUAGCUCAGUAUGCUGUGGCUCCUUUUUAUCCAGGCUGCAUUCCACCUACAGUGCUGGUGAAAUGUCUUGCAGGGGUGUGCAUUUUGGUAGUGACUAUAGUCAAUAUUUUGAAUGUUCGCUUCACCAUGGCCAUUCAGAUUAUCUUCCUGGUGGCUAAAAUUAUGGGUCUGAUAAUAAUUAUUAUUGGUGGAAUAGUUACCAUGGCCCAAAAUGACCUGGGAAGCCUUGGAUAUCCAGGCAUUGCCUUUGAGGGCACAACUUUGGAACUCAGUACUACUGGAAUGGCUCUGUAUCAGGGACUCUGGUCUUUUGCAGGAUGGGUUAAUCUAAACGUUGUUCUUGAAGAGGUGAAAAAGCCAGAGGUAAAUCUCCCCCGGACAUUCAUGAUUGCCAUCCCAAUGGUAACAAUCCUCUACCUGCUAGUCAAUGUCAGUUAUCUGGCUGUCCUGAAUCCUAGAGAGAUGAUAAUAUCCAGUGCUGUGGCAGUUACUUGGGGCAAUAAGGUGUUGGGCAGCUGGGGCUGGAUGAUGUCUAUUGCAGCAGCAUUAUCUUCCUUUGGCACACUAAAUGGAUCUUUCUUCAGUGGAGGACGAACUUGCUUUGUAGCUGCCCGAGAGAGUCAUAUGCCGAGCAUUCUGGCCAUGGCCCAUGUGCGACACCUCACGCCUUCUCCAGCUCUCAUCUUUACCACCAUCAUUGCCUUCAUUGUGCUCAUUUUUGGAGACUUCCAGCGCAUAAUCAACUUCUCUAGCUUCAUAUCCUGGUUCUUCCAUGGACUUACGAUAUCAUCACUGCUCUAUCUAAAAAUUAGAAAUUCGGAUAUUCCUCGUUUAUACAAGGUACCCAUUUUUAUCCCUGUCCUGGUGCUGCUGAUGGCUGUGUUCCUGGUUCUAGCACCCAUCAUUGACAAUCCUCAGCUUGAGUACCUGUAUGUCACCCUCUUCAUCCUAAGUGGAGCUUUAAUUUAUAUUCCAUUCAUUCACUUCAAACUGUGUCCAGGCCUGCUGGACAAACUCACAGUGAUCCUGCAGCUCUUCCUGGAGGUGGCGCCAGCUGAUAAAAAUGUAUAA